AUGAAACCCUCUCGCAAAAAGAAGACACCAAGAACGAUCAACCCUACUGGGAAUAGGCCCAAAACGCGGGGGAAAGGCUGCCGCCAUUGUACAAAACGAAAAAAUGAGCUCAAAGAGCUUUUCGAAAAAAUCGACCGGGUUGAUAAGGUGGCCAACGAUCAGAAGGUGACAGAAGAAAAUCUAAACAAAUAUGCUGACUGGCCAACAGAGAAGCUCGUCACCUUUAUGUACGAUGUUGCUAAGCGUGUACAAGGGGAUAGUAGAACUAAUGAAAACUAA
Messenger RNA from Paraglomus occultum, 279 nucleotides. NCBI's taxonomy places the organism in Eukaryota, Fungi, Glomeromycota, Glomeromycetes, Paraglomerales, Paraglomeraceae. The record is from the annotation of a GenBank genome assembly.